AUGAACAAUAAUAUUGGAGAAGAUGAUGAUGAUUUACUCAUAAGUGGAGCUAGGAACAAUAAAAAAGGUUAAAUUAAUUUAGAUUUAUCUAAUUAUUCAUGUAACAUGUAAGAGUUAUUGUUUAUUAAGACCUGACAUUACACCAUCAUUUGAUCUAAAUAAUUUUAAAAAGUAUAUCCUGAAUGAGAAUUUGAAUAUUAAUGAGUUUUAGGAACUAAUUUUAAAUUGUCAAUUAAGUUCAAUGAAAUUAAGAUUUAGUGUAUGGAGAUUAUUUUUAGGGAUUUUUAAAAUAAAUGAUUCAUUAGAAUAGAAAAUCAACAAGCUGAAUCAAAAUAGAUUAGAUUAUUAAAAUUUAAGCAAGCAAUAUUUAUAAGCAGAAACAAAGAAAGAAUCAAAAAGAAGUAUCAGAAAUCCUUUAUUAUAAAAUUAAUAAGAAUAACAAAAACCAAAUGUAAAUAUAUAAAUAAAUAAAAUUAAGGUUUGGAAUAACUUUUUUGAGAUUAAUCACUUAAAAAGUGAAAUUAAGAAGGAUGUUGAUAGAACUCAUUAAGAUAAAUAGUUAUUUUAAAGUUUAAAGAUUAAGAAUUUAUUGUCAAACAUUUUAUUUAUAUGGAGUGUUAAGAAUCCUACAAUCUCAUAUAGAUAAGGAAUGAAUGAAUUAGCAGCAAAUGUAAUUGAAGUCUAUUUUACAGAAGCAUAAGGUUUCAAUAACUUAGAAGAUAAUGAUGAUAAGAAAUAAAUUGCAAUAUUCUUUGAUACCAAAUUUGCAGAAGAAGAUAUUUUUUAAUUAUUUGAAUAAAUCAUGAAUGCUCAUGUUGAUAUGUUUAAACAUACACCAGAAAGUUAGAAAAAAUAAUAACUUAUAAUAUAGAAUAGAAUUUAGAAAAUCUAUGAUUAAUAUUUGAAAAUAAUUGAUAUUACACUAUUUAAGCAUUUAAAAGUAUAAGAUGUAGAACUAUCAGUAUUUUUAGUGAGAUGGAUUAGGUAUAUAAAUUUAUAUUAAUUUUUAGAUGUAUGUUUACAAGAGAAUUUCAUGUUGAAGAUUCUUUAAAAGUUUGGGAUGCUAUAUUUUAUGAUUAUUAUCUUACUGAGGAUAAAUAAUGGCUUUUAUUAGUUGAUUGUAUUGUUAUUGCUAUGUUUGUUUAUGUUCGAAAUUAAAGUAUUAGAUAAUAUAAUAUUUUUAGUACUUGAGAAAGAUGAUCCAAAUGCAUGUUUGAAAAGAUUUCUUAAAUACCCUCCUGUUGAAAAUUUAGCAUAAUUGAUUCAAGCAGCUUUUAGUAUUAAAAAUGUAUUGUAAUCUGCAAAUCCUGAGCAAGCCCUGCUUUAGGAUUAAUUUUUGAUUACAUUUUUAGGAAGUAGAGAUGUCAGCAAAUCUCCUAAAAUAUUUUAAAACGUUAAAAAUCCUGAAUUUCCUGAUGAAAACAAUAAGUAAAUAAAAUUAUAAAUUAGAUUGUUAGAAGCAAUUAAUUUAAAAUAAUAAGACACUAUUGAAGUUUAAAUUAAUUAAGCAUAACUUUUACUUAAAGCAUUAAAUCAAGGUAUAUUGUGUAUUCAGAGAUUCAAUACAGAUAAAUCAAUUAAUGA
This is a messenger RNA of Paramecium pentaurelia, 1584 nucleotides long. NCBI's taxonomy places the organism in Eukaryota, Ciliophora, Oligohymenophorea, Peniculida, Parameciidae. The record is from the annotation of a GenBank genome assembly.